GGCAUCCAAUGAUAUAUAAAACUGGCUUUUAGUAAUCCAUUGUUCAGUAUGUUGCCUAUCACAGCGACCAACAUGUUUUUUGCAAAAUUCAAUACAAUUUCUUUGAUCUACUUCUGUUUUAUAUUCUACGAUGCUGUUAAAGAUGCUGAGGCACGACGACAAGCAAGAAUGAUUAAUGCGGAAAACGCCCUAAUUGAAGAAUUUCCAUCAAAUGUCUUCCUCCGUUCCGUGUACAACAGAAAUGGAUCCCUGAACUCGAACUUCUGUAGCGGAUCGCUCAUUACCCCAACUCAUGUACUGACUGCUGCACACUGUACCGUCUGCUACAAAAAAGGUAUGGCAUCCCCUUACUACGCGCGCCCGCACCAGAUCUUUGUCAGAGCAGGGGUUGCUAGUCUUGGUCAGCGGGGCAACGACUACACUGUUAAACGAAUAUAUAGAGGCGACGGCUGGAACGUUCAGCAUGAAUUAAAUCCAUGGUCACUUUUCGAUAUAGCCAUUCUCGAGUUAAACGAAGUUGUAGAGCUAGGCCCUACACAACAAAUUAUUAAGUUACCAUUCUUUUCCCCCGAGUUCGAUGAAGAAGGUGUUCUGCUUGCAGCCGGACCGACAUCUUCAGAUCCCAAUACAUACGGAACGAUGAAAAAAGCCACGUUUAAGGUCGUACCGUGCGCAAGAUGGGUCCAAGAGGGUCUAAUUUGUGUCCGGAAUGAAACCGUCAAUUCGACUGAGGAGCGCAUCUUCUUAGCUGGGUAUCCACACUGUGCACAUUGUGACUUUUGAAUGUGAUAAGACGAUCUGCCACAACGCCUGCAAAGAGUGCAAAGCAUGUGUGUCUUGUUGCAGCGCUAAGGUAUGACUAAAUCAUACCUUCAUACCUUAUGCGGUGCUUAAGAAUCUGUAAGUGAAGACUGAUUCUGGACCAGCAUGUUCUGGGGGUGAUUCAAACCCGAAAAGUCCUUUUCCACUUUUCGAUCGGACGCACCCUUGCUGAGAGAUGGGGGUGAAAAGGACGGUCAAGAGCCUCUUACAAAGAUAAUUAACAAUAAACAAUGGUUUCCGACAAAUAUCGGACAAAUUUUUCAGACAUUUAUUGUAGAACAUUUGAUUCUUUUCAAAAAAUGUCUAGUGACAAAAGGUCGUAAAUCUAGUUGUGCACUUAAUAAUCAAGGGAAUGCAUUUAUUGCUCCCGAUUUCCCGACAAUCGCGAGCCAUCCCCUGUGAAUUUCGGAAUUCAUUGUUUAUUGUUAGUUAUCUUUGUAAGAGGCCAUUUUACAAUAUUUUGUUAACAGACCUUGUUUGAAACGUAAACAGAAAAUCGCCAGGUUUAGCAUCAGAACAAUCGAGAAAAUUCUGGCGACCUUGAGGGCAUUGAGAUUCGGGGCCAGUUCACGCAGAACAACCUCAAAGCAUUCAGUUCGUUACGGAAACUCAAUCAGAGCAGUUGUUAUCUAUCAAUUGUAUCUAACGUCCCUAUCGAGAAUCUAGAGUCGGGCGUUUAGACAUGUUAUAAGGAACGUUUAAGUUCAUCGGCUUUUUUUGAGUACAUCAUCUAUUAAAACCUUAUUUUGUAAAUUCAUCGGACUGUUAGUAAUUCAACGGAUUAUUAUUGAGAUACGCAACGUUAUAAAUUUCCACGAGGAAUAAUUUGUAUAAUCAGGACACAAGGCUCACGCCUAAUAAAAGUACAUCAGCAAUAGGUUUAGUGGACCAUUUGUGAUAAAACAUUAUUUUCUACCACCAAUUGUCCCAAUUCCCCUAAAUCCCGGCAAAAAACAUAGUCACUCCUUCAACAAACCUUUCUUGUUGUAAAUUCAAUUUACAAUAAAAAAGAUUUCUUGACAAAAUACUGUAGGCCUGUUGCAUCAUGAGAUAAUUAACAUUUAACCAAUUAUCUCCGGAAUGCCAAGGGGGAUGCCCGUGAUUUCCGGAAUUCCUAUUCAAGAAAGCAUAAGCACAUAAAUGAAGUUCGUCCGAGUCGAAAUCGCGUAAGGUCUUUCCCAUUGGCCAAUUAAAUGAAUGAAGUUUCGCCUUAGUCAAAAAGGCGAAAACGUUCGUGUUCCUAAGAGCCUCCAUUGUGGACUAAGUUAAAAAAGUCGCAUGGUCAGAAUGGAUGCAGAAACGGCGCGCGCAAGCAUUCUCGUUUUCUACUAAAAAUGCUUUUUGACAAAUAUCUUGUAAACAAAUGGGUUUACAACAUUUUGUCAAAAAGAUUUUUUUGCAGGGAGUUUAAUUUUAAACAUUAAAUGUCCAAUAAGAAAAUCGCGUAAAUUAAUCAGUUUAUUAAAUAAUCGAGGAUUAUUGUUUAAAUUUCUGAUCCCCCAUAUCUCAGCGGGGGUGCGUCCGAUCGAAAAGUGAAAAAGGACUUCUCUAGUCAGAAUCACCCCCAGACAUGUUGGUCCACAAUCGGUCUCCACUUACGGAGCACCCUGUAUACGAGCUCGGAAAGCAAAUGGCGGCAACAGAGAUUUACAAAUGAUUAGCAUAACCAGUAUUGUAAAAAGGGGAAAAUUCGUUCUUAAACGAUAAAAAACUGAUAUUUACAUUCCACAAACGAUUUGCCAUUAAUAGUAAGAAGACAAAAUUGAGACACUCUAUUUUUCUGACCUUUGUCGGCUAAUAUACUACAAGGGGGGAGGGGAGAGCCUAUGUCAAAUGGUAUUGAGAAAAAUAUAUUAUUCAUAAAAAAAUAUGCACUCUUAAACGAUAAUAAUUACAGAGUUGGAUUCUACCAACGAUUUAGAAUCGAAUGAAAAAAAAAACUCAAAAUAAUUAAUUUUUCCAAAUUUUGUCGGCUAAUUUCACGGGUUAUUGUGAUUAAUGAAUUAAAAAAAAAUAAUCAACUCUUAAGGGUUAAAAACAGAUGUACAAUAACCUGCUAACGAAGUACAAACGAUUCUAUAAGUUUAUUUGUUCAAAAAUCGUUUUUUUGCGACUAGUAGGAUACUGUUAAAGCUUUUCCCUUCAAAUGCCGAUUACAACGGAUUCGCCCUCAAUUAAAAAAUUGAUAUUGCCCGCUUUAAUUAAGAUCAAGGGAUGAAACCAACGUCAUUCAAUUGCUCAUUAAAUUAUUUACGAAUGAUGAUGAUUUCAUUUCUUACUCCCAAUCAAGAGGGGAGGGAUUGAUUUUGAAAAAUGUCGCUUAACGCGCAUCAGGGCUCGGCGGCGUCGAGUGAGUAUAUCCAAUAACCCCCCAGGAUUCAAAAAUUCAUUUCUCCUCCUCUAAUUGAGAGGAAGAAAUAAAACCAACACCAUUCGUUUGCUCAUUAAAUCUUUGAUGAAUGCCGAUGGUUAUUAGUCUCUGUCAUUAGUCAUAAUUUAAUUACGUUCGCUAAAUAAAUGUGGGUGUUUAAUUUAUUGAUGUUCCGGGGAUGUUUUUGGGCCGGAUGGGAUGGUGGGUGAGGAAGUUCCGGAGAGGCGAAUAACAAUGCACUGCGUAUGUGAUGACGAACCGAGUUUAUUAUUUAAAACUUAUAUACACAAAUACACUCAACGAUGUUAAAAAGGUUAUUC
Molecule: messenger RNA, 3513 nt
Organism: Diachasmimorpha longicaudata
Lineage: Eukaryota; Metazoa; Arthropoda; Insecta; Hymenoptera; Braconidae
Product: trypsin-like
Exons: 4
Coding region: 49-783 (244 amino acids)
Biological process (GO): proteolysis
Molecular function (GO): serine-type endopeptidase activity
Source: RefSeq, a predicted model, not a curated record